UUACAGGAUAAAGCAUUAUUACACGAGGGUUUACCAGCUGAUCCGUUAGGAUGUAGGUGGAGAGUACCUUUAUCAUGGGCUCAAAACCCAUCACGUGUGUUGACAUUUUAUCAAGACCAGUUAGAUGCACAAACCCAUGACCAGGUUUUAUGGGAGCCUUACAUGGGAGACUUAGUUGCCCCUCUUCCGACAAUAUCUCUAGCAGACCAAGAGAUUUGGCGGACAAUGUCACCUCUUAUUUGCUUUAACAUUGUCGAGUGGCAUCAACCGGAGCGAGUGCUGCGACAGUUUGGCCUUCAACAAGGGAUACCUCCAUCUUGUUCCAUAGACCUAGACCUCUAUUCCGUGGAUAGGCGAGGACGACAUAACUAUGAUUGGGGAGCAUUCCAUGCACAGUAUAUUACCUUAUGGGGUAGUCAUGAGGAGCGUAUUGUGACGGCACCACCUAUGGUGGGUGUUAUGCAGUUUCAUGAUCCAUAUAUGGAGUGGUACCGACAUAUUACACGACGUUUGAUCACACCCCCUCUCCAUAGAGAUCAGAUGAGAUAUCAUAGUACAACAGCAACUAGUCAGUUAUUGAUCACUGGUAUGGUUGAGAUUGCUAGUCGAUCUGCUGGGCCUACUUCAAGUGCAUUAGGCGACAUUUAUCGAAUUGCUAUUGAUAUUUUGCAUGUUAUUGGAGAGGAACAUCGCAUACAUUCACUCCGUUAGUCGCCUACAUCAUCAUACUCAUCCAUGAGCCCACCUGUGUUAGCCACUACAAUUAGGAUGCAGCCUAUUCGAGGCUGAGGGAGUGGUAGUAGACGAGAUGAUGGGCGAGUUGGUCGACAACCUCGACGAUCUAUGCAUCCACCUGAGACCAUGUUAGUACCAUCUACAUCAUCUACCCCAUUUGCACCUAAGGCUUCCACACUUCCCCCUUCAUCCCUACCAUCACCUUCACCUAGACCUUCUCCCUUAGGGCAUGUCGUAUCAGAUACCACUCUACCAUCACCUGUAUUUCCUACCACAGAGGCCACUGAACCUGAUGUCAUUAUACCAGAGACUACCCCACUAUCUACUAGUCUACCAUCACCUCUACCUUCUCUCAAGGAGACCACUACACCACAUGUCACCUCACCAUUAUCACUUAUAUCUCCUCUACUCGAGCCCACUAUACCAGAUGUUAUUGCACCAGCUACCAUUACAGCAGAUGUCAUGCUUCCAUCUCCUAUAUCACCUCUUCUAGAUGCUACCAUAUCAGAUAUCACUGUACCUGAGAUCGCCCCACCAUCUACCACUUUACCAUCACCUACACAUCUUCCCAUAGAUAUUACCAUGCAUCAUACCCUUACACAUGUUACACAGUUAGAUGUAUGUCCACCUAGGAGACGUCGUGGUCCACGUAGAUGUCGAGUCUUGCCUCCAUCAGCUCCAUCUCAACCUAUACAUACUGAGACAUGGCAGAUUGCACAGAUAGAUUCCACAGAGAUGUCUCUUUAUCAUAGGCGUCCGUAGAGAAAGAGAACCCCAUCAUGUGGCACUCAUUGAGGACUGUUUUUUAGUUUUUGUG
This is a messenger RNA of Vitis vinifera (wine grape), 1552 nucleotides long. Its product is annotated as serine/threonine-protein phosphatase 7 long form homolog. Lineage: Eukaryota; Viridiplantae; Streptophyta; Magnoliopsida; Vitales; Vitaceae. The transcript is spliced from 3 exons. Bases 163 to 711 code for a protein of 182 amino acids. The record is from RefSeq and is a predicted model, not a curated record.